AUGGAGCCUCUGUUUGGUGUUCUGCUGGGUUUGACUCUGGUGGGAGCUUCAUCAGCACACAACAACUGUACCUGCGCGACCAACAAGUGGGCGGAAUGUGCUGAGGACGGAUCUGGCAACUGCACCUGCACGCUGGUAGGUUCCAAUCACAAGGUAGACUGUUCAACACUGACUUCCAAAUGCUUGCUGAUGAGGGCAGAAAUGACGCCCCUGAAGGAGAAGCGCUUCCAGGGCCGUCCCCAUGGGCUGUUAGAUAACGAUGGCAUUUACAAUCCAGACUGCAAGGACAGUGGUGUCUUCACAGCCAGGCAGUGCAACCAAACUGACACUUGCUGGUGUGUGAACACUGCCGGCAUCAGAAGAACGGAGAAGGGUGACAAAAGCCUGAGUUGUCGUGAACUGGUUAGAACAAGCUUGAUCUACAUUCAAAUGAAGCACAGAAAAAGGUCCAGUGCCUUCGAUGUUCCUGCCUUGGAAAACACCCUGAAGCACCUGUUUGAGAGUCGAUACAAACUGCACCCCAAGUACAUCACUCGUAUCAAGUACGAUUGCCCGCUUAUCCAAAUCCACCUGAGCCAGAGUGGCUCCGAGAAGUCUGGGUGUGAUGCAGAUAUCGCCGACGUAGCCUAUUACUUUGAAAAAGACGUAAAACAUGACUCCGUGUUUCAUUCUAACAGUACAUUAAUCGUUUCUGUCAAUGGAGAUACUCUGGAUAUUGAAAAAAUAAGGAUUUACUAUGUUGAUGAAAAGCCACCAGAGUUUUGCAUGAGCCAACUGGCUACUGGCAUCAGUGCUGUGGUGACAGUGGUGGUACUGACUGCUGCCUUUGGCAUCACUCUGCUGCUCAUUCUGAGGUGGCUGCGGACAAGAAAAUACGAGAAAGUUGAGAUCAAAGAAAUGGGUGAAAUAAAAGCCCCAAGCGUACAGCUGCCCUAA
Messenger RNA from Tauraco erythrolophus (red-crested turaco), 936 nucleotides. RefSeq names its product tumor associated calcium signal transducer 2 (gene TACSTD2). The record is from RefSeq and is a predicted model, not a curated record. Lineage: Eukaryota; Metazoa; Chordata; Aves; Musophagiformes; Musophagidae. Gene Ontology annotation, cellular component: membrane.